AUGAGUGGCCUCCGACAGCAGCCCCUGUGGUGGAGAGGCCCCACGUGGCUGGCCCAGGACGACAAGUCUUGGCCCCAGGAGACACUGCCUCCGCCUACGCCCACGCUCUCACUCUGCUGCGCCUUCCGCGCACCUGAAUCGGACCUGCUGCAGCUCUUCUCGAGCUUGCGCGCCGUACUGGGCCUCAUCGUGCGCAUUCACCGAUGGGUGCGACACCGCUUGCAGCGCAUGCCCACCCGUUCUUUGCUUUCGCCGUUGACGCCGUCUGAGGUUCAGGACGCUUUUCUGGCCUGCGUUCGGUUGAGUCAAUCGAUGACGUUUGGGGAUGAGUUGGCACUCCUGCGGAAGCAUGAACGUGUUCUGAAACGGAGCCCUUUGAUCUCUCUUGCCACCUUCCUCGAUGCCAACGGUGUCCUGCGUGUUGGUGGGCGGCUCGGUCACUCAUCGCUGUCUUACGAAGAGAAGCACCCUCCCAUCCUCAGCGGAAUAUCGCCGCUCGCUCGACUCGUGGUCUCUUGGGCUCACCCACGCGCCCUCCACGGUGGAUAUCGCGUUACCAGCGCAUACGUCUCCAGGCGUGCCUGGAUUCUUGGCGGGCCACGCCGAAUCAAGGCUCACAUUAGAGGGUGCGUCAUCUGUGCUCGGUUACAGGCGCGCUCUUCAAGCCAGUUGAUGGCUCCGCUGCCCGCGUCUCGCGUCACGCCGUCUCGCGCUUUUGGUCGCACCGGAGUCGAUUACGCCGGGCCCUUCUCCGUGCUUACAUCGAAGGGACGGGGGAUCCGGACCACAAAGGGCUACAUCGCUGUCUUCGUGUGCAUGACCACCAAAGCCGUGCAUCUGGAGCUUGUCGGCGACCUUUCCGCGGCCAACUUCUUGGGUGCUCUCACCCGUUUCACCGGUCGUCGAGGCCGACCAUCCGAGCUUUGGAGCGUCAACGCCACCUGCUUCCGUCGAGCUGAUUUGGAGCUCCGCGAGGCGUUGCAGGGCGCAGAAUUUAACUGGGACCUAGUCGCCGGGACUCUUGCCUCCCAGGGGGUUUUCUGGCAGUUCAUUCCUCCUGGUGCGCCACAUUUUGGAGGACUCUGGGAGGCCGCGGUCAAGUUGACCAAGAGCCAUCCAUGCCGUGUGCUCGGUUCUCGUCAUCUAACGUAUAAAGAGUUCUCUACGGUUCUCGUUGGAAUUGAGGCCGUGUUGAAUAGCCGCCCGUUGACGCCCUUGUCUGGCGAUCCCUCUGACCUCGAAGUGCUCACGCCUGGACAUUUCCUCAUCGGGGCUCCCGUCGAUUCCAUCGUCGAAGCUACCCCCGCUGCAGAGAAUUUGGACCCGCUCACGCACUGGGAGCUCAUCAAGGCCGUUCGCGCCCAAUUCUGGACGCGCUGGGGCCGUGAGUAUCUAAAUACUCUCCAACAGAGGCCGAAAUGGAGCGCUGUCCGUCGGAACUUCGCGGUGGGGGACCUGGUGGUUCUUCUUGACCCUACGCUGCUACAGUCCAGCGGACGCUGGCCUCUGCGCCGUAUCACCCACACACACCCUGGAUCCGAUGGACUAGUCCGUGCUGCUGCCGUCAAGAUGGCCACCGGCGAAUACGUGCGGCCCAUUGUCAAGCUUGCGCGUCUCCCUGUGGCACCUGCGGACUCUAGCCUCCCUGCGACAGACGAUCGAGAUACUCCCCCGGCUUCGGCAGGCGGUGACUAG
Molecule: messenger RNA, 1695 nt
Organism: Copidosoma floridanum
Lineage: Eukaryota; Metazoa; Arthropoda; Insecta; Hymenoptera; Encyrtidae
Source: RefSeq, a predicted model, not a curated record